Molecule: messenger RNA, 1595 nt
Organism: Siniperca chuatsi (mandarin fish)
Lineage: Eukaryota; Metazoa; Chordata; Actinopteri; Centrarchiformes; Sinipercidae
Product: cyclin-dependent kinase inhibitor 1C-like
Exons: 3
Coding region: 212-859 (215 amino acids)
Biological process (GO): regulation of cell cycle
Cellular component (GO): nucleus
Molecular function (GO): cyclin-dependent protein serine/threonine kinase inhibitor activity
Source: RefSeq, a predicted model, not a curated record
CGUAUAUACUCCACAUCUCCAGACGAAGGUACAUUUAAACAGAACUGUGUGGUGGAGGGAGACGGGCGAGCGAGGAGAAAGAAACACACUCACACACACUCUCAAGGCACAACAACAACAACAACACCACCUGAUACUCUCUCAGGGAUCGAUCAGCCAAAUCGGGCAUCUUUACUUUUUUGGGGGGCUUUUUUUAGGAAACAUUUUGGAGAUGUCCAACGUCCAGUUAUCGAGCAGCGCGAUGGAGAGGCUGGUGGCCAGGAGGACCUUCCCUCUCCACAGACGCACGAGCGUCUGCCGCAACCUCUUCGGACCAGUGGAUCACGACGAACUGAGCCGGGAGAUGAAAACCAAGAUGCGGGAGAUUUCCGAGCGGGACCAGCAGAGAUGGAACUUUAAUUUCGAGGCCAACACCCCGCUGGACGGGGAUUACAAGUGGGAAGAGGUGCCCAUGGAUAAGACCCCGGUGUUUUAUCAGGACUCUGUACAGAACGACAGGACCAGGGUGCCUGCGACGCCCGUCAAGCAGAUGCCGACCUCGGACUCUGCUCUCCUGGAGAGCCCUCUUAUGGAUGUACUGGAGCGCUUGGCUUUGCCCGAGAGCAGCAGCACUCCCUCCCCGGCGGAGGUCAACCAGGAGAACCGCACAGACAAGCUCAACUCAGGGAAGCCGCCUCACAGACAGGUCCCAUGUGUUAGGCGCAAGAGGACGGCCACCACUGACAACAACACACACAUCACAGACUUCUUCGUGAAACGAAAGAGGGCUGCUGAGAGAAAAUCUAGCGAUAUGAGCGCUUGCCAUCACUCCAAAUCUCCAAUCCCGUUGGAGCAAACUCCGCGGAAGAGGAUUCGUUGAAGGUGGGCUUGCACUAUUUGUUUGCGCAUUUUGAGGAUCAAGGGGACGACGUUUCUCCCUGCUACUUAAAGAAGAGAAAACGGGGGACGGUGUGGGAGAAAGAAGCCCGACAGGCCGGCUGCUGCGGCUCGGUGCGCCCCGGCGGGCCCCGGCGGGCCCCGGCGGAGCGCAGCCUGAACACCGGACCAGACUCUCAGGACUGAACGGUUUGGGGUGGGGGUGGGGGUGGAAGGGGUGGAAAGAGAGAACAUUUCGCCGAAUGACUUAUCCAGUACAAAUGUAGCAUCCAUUGUUGCUUUUGCAUACAGCCACUCGACAGUGUUAAAUGUUUUAACAUCUGUGCAAUCCUAAAUUACUUUAAAAUAAUUGUCUACACUGGCCAGGAGUGUACAGCUUUAUAGAGACAAUAGCUUAUAAAUGUUUAUUUCUGUUCUGUUUCUGUAAAUUUAUAUUUUUAAGACUAUUCUAACUUAUAAUUUAUUUAUGUUUCUUUAUAUUUGUUAAAUGCCUUGUUGAUUUAGCCAAAGGGCAUAUUUUAUUUUAAUUUUAUUUUUAUUAUUUCCGUUUUGUAUUGUGAUAUUUUGCAAUCAUGUAGCUUGCCCGUAUAGUCCACACUUGAAAAAAAAAAAAAGGUUUCUUUGUGUUUCUGAGCCGUUUUAUGUGUUUUUAUACAAGUGCCCUAAUUAGGCUGUGUCUUGCAAAAGAUGAGAAUAAAAUAUUUUUCACUUCAACUUCA